This is a messenger RNA of Cydia strobilella, 3135 nucleotides long. It is a transcript of the gene betaCOP, whose product is annotated as coatomer subunit beta. The record is from RefSeq and is a predicted model, not a curated record. Gene Ontology annotation, biological process: intra-Golgi vesicle-mediated transport; intracellular protein transport; endoplasmic reticulum to Golgi vesicle-mediated transport. Gene Ontology annotation, molecular function: structural molecule activity. Lineage: Eukaryota; Metazoa; Arthropoda; Insecta; Lepidoptera; Tortricidae. Gene Ontology annotation, cellular component: COPI vesicle coat; cytoplasm. The transcript is spliced from 20 exons. The coding region runs from base 188 to 3079 and encodes 963 amino acids.
CAAAAACUCAUUGAUGGACACGUAUCGUGUCCAUGUCACCAAACAAUUUGCAGUAUCUGAAUUCCCACUGUAUCUUGUGUAAUUUGUGUACCUAAAGCAGGGAAUUAGACUGUGUGUAAGCUUCAAGUGCUACAAUAAGUUACAGUUGAACUUUUAAGUAAAUACAGAUAAGAAUUUCUGCAGCAUCAUGUCAGGAGUGGAACAGCCAUGCUACACCCUCAUCAACUUCCCCACGGACUCCGAGCCCUACAAUGAGAUGCAGCUCAAACUGGACCUCGAGAAAGGCGACACAAAAAAGAAGAUUGAAGCCCUAAAGAAAGUGAUCGGCAUCAUCCUCUCCGGCGAGAAGAUCCCGGGCCUCCUCAUGGUGAUCAUCCGCUUCGUGCUGCCGCUACACGACCACAUGAUUAAGAAGUUGUUGCUCAUCUUCUGGGAGAUUGUGCCCAAGACCAGCCCUGACGGCAAGCUGCUGCAGGAGAUGAUACUGGUGUGCGACGCGUACAGAAAGGACCUUCAGCACCCGAACGAGUUCAUCCGCGGCUCCACGCUCAGGUUCCUCUGCAAGCUAAAGGAGCCCGAACUUUUGGAGCCCCUGCUGCCCGCCAUCCGGGCCUGCCUCGACCACCGCCACUCCUACGUGCGCCGCAACGCCGUGCUGGCCAUCUUCACUAUAUACAGAAAUUUCGACUUCCUGAUCCCCGACGCGCCCGAGCUGAUCGCCAACUUCCUGGACGGCGAGCAGGACAUGUCCUGCAAGAGGAACGCCUUCCUCAUGCUGCUGCAUGCCGAACAGGAGCGGGCACUAGCUUAUCUAGCCGCUAGACUGGAUUCAGUGCACGGGUUCGGAGAUAUCCUUCAGCUGGUUAUAGUAGAGCUGAUCUAUAAGGUGUGCCACGCGAACCCCUCGGAGCGCGCGCGCUUCAUCCGCACCGUGUACGGGCUCCUGAACGCGCCGAGCGCCGCCGUGCGCUACGAGGCCGCGGGGACCCUCGUCACGCUGUCCGCCGCUCCUGCCGCCGUCACUGCCGCCGCAGCGUGCUACAUCGACCUGAUCGUGAAGGAGAGCGACAACAACGUGAAACUGAUCGUACUCGGCCGUCUGUCUGCCUUGCGGAAGGAGGGGGGAGAGGCCGCGGCCAGGGCGUUGCCGGACUUGGCCAUGGAUGUGUUGAGAGUGCUCGCCUCGUCUGAUUUGGACGUUAGGAAACACACUUUGACUUUGGCAUUGGAGCUGGUGAGUUCCCGUCACGCCGAGGAGCUAGUACAAGUGCUCCGCAAGGAAGCCGCGCGAGCAGGCAGCGCCGACCACGACGAUGCGGCCAAAUAUAGGCAGCUGCUGGUGCGGGCCAUGCACAAGGCCGCUCUAAAGUUCCCGGAAGUGGCGGGCAGCGUGGCGCCGGCGCUGCUGGAGAUGGUGGGCGAGGGCGGCGAGGCGGCCGCGGCCGACGUCAUGGCGUUCGUGCGGGAGGCACUGGCCGCCUUCCCUGACCUCAGGCCCACACUCUACCAGAAACUGCUAGAAGCGGUGCCCCAGAUCAAAGUGGGCAAGAUAGCGCGCGCAGCGCUGUGGCUGCUCGCCGAGUUCGCCGACACGGCCGACACUGCCGAGGCCGCGCUCGACGUUCUCGCCGCCGCCAUACCGCUACCCACCACCAGCGAAGAAGAUAAGGAGGAGAGCUCGCCCUCGCCCCACACGGCGGCGCCGCGAGCAGACACGGCGGCGCCGCGACAACUCGUCACCAGCGACGGCACCUACGCCUCGCAGUCCGCCUUCAACCUGCCCCAGACGGACCCCUCGUCCUCGUCCUCUCACGACGGCGGGCUGGCGCACGCGCUGGUCUCGGGGGAGAGCUUCACUGCGGCCGGCGCCUGCUCCGCGCUGGCCAAGCUCGCGCUCAAGCUGGACCACGGCCGCGCCACCAGGGCGCUGCAUCUCAUCUCCGCGCUGCUGGCCCAGCACAAGAAGAACGCGUCCCCGUCCUCGGGGCUGACCGCGGACGACGUGGAGCACGCGGCGCUGUGCCUGCGCGCGGCCGCGGCGCGCCCCGCCGUCGCCGUCGUGCGGGACGCGCUCGGCCCCCGCGCCCGGGCCGCGCUGCACGCGCUGUUGCAGGAGCAAGCUAGCUUGAGAGACAACAAGGAGGAGGAGGAGAGCGGCUCGGCGGCGUCGGUCCCGGUGGAGGCCGGCAUCACGUUCGCGGCGCUGGCGGGCGUCGGCGCCGCCGCCUCCGCCGCCUCCGCGACCUGUCACGACAUGUUCGAGCUGUCGCUGUCCCGCGCCGUCGACGGUCGCACGACGGCGCACGAAGAGAAGGGCAAGCUGUCGAAGGUGACGCAGCUGACCGGCUUCUCCGACCCCGUGUACGCCGAGUGCAUAGUGGCCGUCAACCAGUACGACAUCGUGCUCGACGUGCUCGUCGUCAACCAGACCGACGACACCCUCCAGAACUGCACCGUGGAGCUGGCGACCCUCGGCGACCUGCGUCUCGUGGAGCGACCCGCGGCAGUCGUGCUAGCGCCGCGCGACUUCGCCACCAUUAAGGCGCACGUCAAAGUGGCUUCCACGGAAAACGGCAUCAUUUUCGGCAAUAUAGUGUACGAGGUGACGGGCGCGUCCAUGGACCGCGGGGUGGUGGUCCUCAACGACAUCCACAUCGACAUCGUGGACUACAUCCAGCCCGCCACCUGCUCCGAUGCUGACUUCAGACAGAUGUGGGCGGAGUUUGAAUGGGAGAACAAGGUGUCGGUGAACACCAACAUCACGGACCUGCGCGAGUACCUGCAGCACCUGCUCGCCUCCACCAACAUGAAGUGCCUCACGCCGGACAAGGCCCUAUCGGGGCAGUGUGGCUUCAUGGCGGCCAACAUGUACGCGCGCUCCAUCUUCGGCGAGGACGCACUCGCCAACCUGAGUGUGGAACAGCCAUUAAACCGACAAGGGCCUGUGGCCGGCCACGUGCGGAUCCGCGCCAAGAGCCAGGGCAUGGCUCUGAGCCUCGGCGACAAGAUCAACCAGAUGCACAAGGCGCCGCCGCAGAAGGCCCCCCCGACACCCGCUCCCACAAUACCCGCUGCUUAGAUUAUUUACCUACAUGUAUAACUAUUAUUCGGAAAUAAAUAUUAUCGUAUAGUCGA